Messenger RNA from Oncorhynchus kisutch (coho salmon), 2820 nucleotides. Its product is annotated as transmembrane protein 178B. Bases 390 to 1301 code for a protein of 303 amino acids. The record is from RefSeq and is a predicted model, not a curated record. Gene Ontology annotation, cellular component: membrane. Lineage: Eukaryota; Metazoa; Chordata; Actinopteri; Salmoniformes; Salmonidae. The transcript has 4 exons.
CUACUGGACUCGCUAAUAAAUCCCUCGAGCAAUAUUGGACAGACCCACAGCAAGAGAGAAAUUAACCAAAAUACAGGCCCGUCCUGAUAUAAAUCACCGAAUGCUUUAAAAAAAAUUUUUUUUUUUAAAUAUAACGUAAUGUUUACUGGUAUUUGGUCGUGCUGGGACAAUUAACGAUAGUAUUUGUGAUCUGUUGUCAAUGAUGGCCUAGGAUUAUAUCGUUAUACGGUCAUCACAGUAUUAUAAUCUUGAUGCUGCGGCAGAGAGCGACGACAUCCCCCCUCACGAACCAUUGAUUGCCGUCCAGGGGAAGGAAUUAUCCAGGCGGCUGGAACCCUCCGGGCGUAGAACAGGAGGCAUCUCUUCUAAACCGCGCGCCGUGGAACAUCAUGUCUGCUAUGAGGACAUUGACGGUGGCGGGACUGUUUUUGUCUUUUUGCGCCUUGGGGCUCAUAGCAGUCGCAAUAUGUACUGACAAUUGGUACGAGACGGAUGCGAGGAGGCACAAGGAACGUUGUAAGAAUUAUUCCAACAAAAGAAACGACCCUGGAUUCAUCUAUAUCUCCAACCAGAAUCUCCCACUACGUAUGUUACCGAAGGAGAAUAACGUGGAGAGGAAGAGGUCGAGUGGGGGACUCCUCCUGCGGGCUAAGCGGCACUUUUUGCCCCCUGCUCCGGCCAUGGAGUCUCUCUGCAGUCGGCAGUACAACUCCACCAUCUCCGGGCUGUGGAGGAAAUGCCAUCGAGAGGGAUUCGACCUGGAGACAGAGGAUCUUAUCUUUAAAGGUUUGGUUCAACGCUGCACACCAAUAAAAUACUACUACUCUUCUUUAGCCCUCCCCAGACAUCUGAGCAUCAAUAUAACCAAGACUAUUGGUCAGGAUGAGUGGCACGCACUCCACCUGCAGAGAAUGACAGCCAGCUUCAUCGGCAUGGCGGUGUCCAUCAUCCUGUUCGGCUGGGUGAUCGGAGCUCUGGGCUGCUGUCAGCAGCAUGACCUGAUGCAGUACGUAGCUGGACUCCUGUUUCUCAUGGGAGGAACGUGCUGUAUCAUCUCUCUGUGUACAUGUGUAUCAGGGAUCAACUUCCAACUGUCCCGUUAUCCUCGCUACAUGUAUGGGAUACCAGAGGACAUCAGUCACGGAUACGGUUGGUCCAUGUUCUGCGCAUGGGGGGGCCUAGGUCUCACCCUAUUGGCCGGCUUUCUGUGCACCCUGGCUCCUUCCCUAUACCCCCCCGUCCCUCACACUAUGGUAGAGAGGCCGCAACGCAAGCCCCGACACGAGAACGGCUGUGUGUGACCCCAUAGAAAUCAACUACUAUUUGAGUUGAAUACAGGAGUGUGUGUGACAUUCAGUGUCUGCCAGAAUCUCCAGUGACAGGACUCUCAUCCCUCCUAAGUCUUGUUUCUUCUAUGAAAAAGAGAUGCUUUUCUGUUCUGACUGGACAGGAGACGUUCCCCAGGGACUAAGAACUAAGAUCUGUCAGUGUGUCUGACUGGACAAAGAAAGAAACAGACAGAAAGACAUUGGCUCUGGUUCUCCAGCUGGACGGGGUCGGAUGGUGACUGUUUACUGUGGAGGAAUUCAGUUCUUCUUGUCUUCGGUCCUCCUCUUCCUCCUUCUUCCUCCAAAAUGUCAACAGUUACAGAAUGAUCUUUUUUGUCCCAAUAAUGAAUUGUUCGGUGUUAUUGCUUGCUAUUAAGAGGAGAAAAGUUACUCUCCUAAAAUAUCUUCCUGUACCUUUGACCUUUUGAUGCUGGUUCUAAAAAAAAUAACAAAAAGAACACAGAAGAACAAUAAUAGACAAACUUUAAGGGAUGAUUUCUAACUUCUACUUAAGUCUAUCUUUCACUGACUCUGCCAUUGACAUCAAUGCAUGGCCAAGUGAAAAAUUCGACAUGAGUCCUAAGUUAGGAUAUACCCCCAAGCUAAGUUGUAAUACAUUAAAAUCGUGUAGUAGUUUUACUGUUUGUACCCAUCGAAAACAAAAUAAUAUGUAAAUGUCUAUUUAGCAAAUGUAUGUACAGUAUGUAUGUAUGUACAGUAUGUAUGUAUGUACAGUAUGUAUGUAUGUAUGUAUGUAUGUACAGUAUGUAUGUGUGUGUGUGUGUGUGUCUGUGUGUGUGUGUGUGUGUGUGUGUGUGUGUGUGUAUGUAGUAUGUGUGUGUGUGUGUGUGUGUGUGUGUGUAUGUAUGUAUGUAUGUAUGUAUGUAUGUAUGUAUGUAUGUAUGUAUGUAUGUAUGUAUGUAUGUAUGUACAGUAUGUAUGUAUGUACAGUAUGUAUGUGUGUGUGUGUGUGUGUGUGUGUGUCUGUAUGUGUGUGUGUGUGUGUGUGUGUGUGUGUGUAUGUAUGUAUGUAUGUAUAGUAUGUAUGUGUGUGUGUGUGUCUGUGUGUGUGUGUGUGUGUGUGUGUGUGUGUGUGUGUGUGUGUGUGUGUGUGUGUAUGUAGUAUGUGUGUGUGUGUGUGUAUGUAUGUAUGUAUGUAUGUAUGUAUGUAUGUAUGUAUGUACAGUAUGUAUGUAUGUACAGUAUGUAUGUAUGUGUGUGUGUGUGUGUGUGUGUGUGUGGGUGUGUGUGUGUGUGUGUGUGUGUGUGUAUGUGUGUGUGUGUGUGUGUGUGUGUGUGUGUGUGUGUGUGUGUGUGUAUGUAGGUUUGCUUUUGUGUGUAUUAAAAAAACAACAUGAGCAUUAAGAUACAAGAUUGUAUUUGAUGGGAAAUGUUUUGAUGUUCUUGAAGUUUACUGAUCAUGAUAGUACCAUCAAGAUAUUUUUGAAAAAUAAAAUGAUGAUACAAACCGUUGCUCUUGUGGUUGUGAAUG